AUGGGUGUGAUCCCCAUUGUAAACGAGAACGAUACGCUUGCUGUUUCGGAAAUCAAAUUUGGCGACAACGAUACUCUUUCGGCUAUUACCGCCGCUAUGGUCGGGGCUGAUUAUCUGUUCCUGAUGACUGAUGUCGAUGGGCUAUAUACGUCCAACCCACGAACUAACCCUGAUGCCCAGGUUAUUGAAGUUGUGGAGGACAUCUCCUCUCUUGACGUGGACGUGUCAACAGCUGGUUCUUCACUGGGCACGGGAGGCAUGAGUACUAAAAUUGUGGCAGCCCGAUUGGCAUCAAGCGCAGGCGUCACCACAGUCAUCACUCGCAGCUCCCUCCCCGACUACGGGAGCCUACUGCGCCAUCUUGAACAAAAGCAAGUCUUCUCCCCGCGGGCGUUGUGGCAAUCGAAAGGACACUUCUCCCAACAAGAAGCGGUACGACUGGUAGUUGUCGAACGCCGCUCUCCGUCCGCCCUCAACGGAGAUUUCCAGCAUCAUGGCGAAGAACCAAAGGAAGUCGGACGAGCGCUUGUGAACUAUGGCAGCGCGGAAAUCGCCCGGAUAAAGGGGUCGCGGAGUACGCAGAUACAGGCGAUUUUGGGCUAUGCGGACAGCGAAUAUGUCGCCUUGCGUGAGAACAUUUUUUUUUUCCACAUGAUGGAUCGACCAAGCCGACCUGGCACGCCGGGCUUGGAUGAAAUGAUGGUUCGAAGCGGUGCGCAGUCCCCGGCGAUUGAGAAGCUUCUGGCUAUCUAA
Uncinocarpus reesii 1704 is the source of this 753-nucleotide messenger RNA. RefSeq names its product glutamate 5-kinase. Gene Ontology annotation, molecular function: RNA binding; ATP binding; glutamate 5-kinase activity. The coding region runs from base 1 to 753 and encodes 250 amino acids. The transcript is spliced from 3 exons. The record is from RefSeq and is a predicted model, not a curated record. Gene Ontology annotation, cellular component: cytosol. Lineage: Eukaryota; Fungi; Ascomycota; Eurotiomycetes; Onygenales; Onygenaceae.